Molecule: messenger RNA, 540 nt
Organism: Anisakis simplex (herring worm)
Lineage: Eukaryota; Metazoa; Nematoda; Chromadorea; Rhabditida; Anisakidae
Source: the annotation of a GenBank genome assembly
CGCAUUAUCAAAAACUAUUUUCAGUGGUACGGAGGCGAUGUGUUGUGUCGUGUUUGCAAAUUUUUCUACACGUUCAGUUUUUAUUUGAAUUCAUUCGUUAUCGCCGGUAUCGCGAUCGAUCGAGCUUGUAGUGCUUAUAAAAUCAACUCAUUGAAAGCUUUCGAAAGUGCCAACCGUCGAGUGUUCCGCACGUUGGUGGCUGCCUAUGCGGGCGCUACCAUCUUCUCGAUUCCGCAAAUAUUCAUAUUUCGUGUCUUUCAACCGCUUGAAUUGGUCGAUUUCAGACAGUGUACGCCAGUUUGGACAACAAUCGCCUACGAGUACGAUCUACGCAUUCAACUGCCGACAACCACUGAGAGAGAAAAGAAUAUGCUAGCUGCACAUUAUAUGCAGGUUCAUCGAUGGGAAAAAGUUUAUAAUAUGGCGCAUCUGCUGGUGGUUUUUUGGAUACCAACAAUUAUAAUCGCAUUUGCUUAUGUGAUCAUCAUUUGCAAAUUGAAUUCUCUGAAACGCGAAAAGAGUAGGUUGAUCGUUCCUUGA